Messenger RNA from Cavenderia fasciculata, 1158 nucleotides. RefSeq lists its product as uncharacterized. The transcript is spliced from 3 exons. Lineage: Eukaryota; Evosea; Eumycetozoa; Acytosteliales; Cavenderiaceae. Bases 1 to 1158 code for a protein of 385 amino acids. The record is from RefSeq and is a predicted model, not a curated record.
AUGUCAUUAAUAACAUCAGGUACAUUAAAUACAUUAGUAAAGAUACUUGCAAGUGGAGCAGCAGGAGCAGUUAUCUAUUGGGUGAUUAAAAAGACAUCGAUAGAAGACGACCAAAUCCAACAGAUACUUGAAUACGAAAGAAGACAAUACCAACUACAGUUACAACAACAACAAUUUCAACAACAACAAUCUACAUCAUCUUCAUCACUACAAUCAUCGUCUGGAGGAAUCAAUCAUAAGCGAUCGAGAUCAUUGUCCAAUUCGACCGAUGCAUCGAUCAGUCUAGUCGAUCUAUUACAAAAUACACUCAUUGAAUACAUCUUGGGUGACGAUACACACAAUGUAAUAACUAUUGACAGUUUGUCUACACUCGACUAUGCAUUGAUGCGUAUGAAUGAAAAUAAUGUAACUUCACUACCCGUCGUCGAUCUUCAACACAAACAAUACAUUGGCAUGUUAUCAAUUGUCGAUGUCUGUAGUUUUCUUGGUAGUCAACCAACCAAUGAAUUUGCUCCAAAUACUUCUGUUGCUGAAGUUUUAAAAUAUAAUAGAGAACCAUUUGUACCAUUAUUUGUAAAUUCACCAAUUCAAUUAUUAAUUCAUAUCAUGACACAACGAGUAUCACAAGUUGCUAUCAUGUCAAAUGAAACAGUUGUAGUAGAUAUUGUAUCAAGAUUAAAUGUCAUUAAAUUCAUCUAUGACAAUAUUGAAGCACUUGGAAACAAGUCAAGUGCAUCACUCUCUUCAUUGUCACUGCUUUCCAAAUCGAUCACUACCAUCAAUUCUUCACAAAAAGUAAUCGACGCUCUACACAAAUUAAAUAAUGAACAUAUUACAGAGAUUGCUGUUGUCAAUGAUGAUGGUCAUUUAAUUGGUAGUUUUAGUUCUUCUGAUUUACGUAAAUUAUCAAUUUAUACAUUUAAUAGAUGUUUGGAACCAAUUUCAAUGUUUAUUAAAGUAUCAGAAGAUCCAUUAGCGAUUGAUGAAUCAAUUAUUAUUAAUCCAUCGUCUACACUACGAAGCACGAUUAGAAAGUUUGUAGAAUCUGAAUCACCAAUAUUAUGGAUCGUUGACAAUCAAAACAAACCAGUCUCUGCAGUCACACAAUUAUCUCUAUUGAAAUACUUUUUGAAUUUGUCAACAUCGAUGAAUGACUAA